Messenger RNA from Neofelis nebulosa (Clouded leopard), 6620 nucleotides. RefSeq names its product kelch like family member 6 (gene KLHL6). The transcript has 7 exons. Gene Ontology annotation, molecular function: protein binding. The record is from RefSeq and is a predicted model, not a curated record. The coding region runs from base 1054 to 2622 and encodes 522 amino acids. NCBI's taxonomy places the organism in Eukaryota, Metazoa, Chordata, Mammalia, Carnivora, Felidae. Gene Ontology annotation, biological process: germinal center formation; B cell receptor signaling pathway.
GUAACUGACCAGAUGGUCUCUCUUUUGCAUUGGUCAAAUGGGAGACCCACCUGUAGUGACAGUUCAGUGGCACUCCUAGCCUUAUUCAUAGACUAUCUUCAUGUCUCCACUCACAUAUUUAAUCAUCUUUACCCUGCUUAUCAUUUAUGCAAUCAUUAUAUUUUAGAUAUCUUUUAAGUUUUCAAAACUCCAGAAACACAGUAGGACUUCAGUGCAUUUUAAAAAUAAAUAAAAUUACUCAUACUUUUCUUGAGAGGAAUUGAUAAUUCAAAUAUCAAUGUCCAGGUAGCAUGAUAAAUUCACAUAUGAGCCUGGGAGGGGGUAGAAAAAUCUUUGUAUUUCUACUUAUUAGUUAUUGAGAAUCCUUACAGCAAACUUUUAAAUGACUGCUAAAAUUCCCAUUAUAGACGAGAAAGCUGAAGCUCCUGGAGAUUAAGUAACAUGUCCAAGUUCUGAGUUGGUGGAUCUGGUUUUCAAAUCUUGGUCCAUCUCAUGUCAAGAUCAACAUCUUUUCCAUCUGUUCCCCUGCUUCCGGGAUAGACACUAAAUAUCCAAUAGUCUAGUCCUGGGGAGGGAAUAAGCAUAGCCAGAGGUGAGACAGAGUAAUGGCCUUGGGGAGUUCUUUCCUAUGAUAAGGCAAUUCGAGGCUCCCAGCUCCAACUGGGAAGCCAUAGACAGGGGUUGAGCCUCUGGAGUGAGAGGUACUAGCAAGAUCUCUUGUGUUACUGGAGGGCAUUCGGGCCCCAGCUGGCCAGGCCUGGGUGUGGAGGCCAGCUUCCAGGCCAGAGGAAGGCUUAAAUGAGAACUGAGAACUGAAUGAGAAACCCUGUUUUGGGGUACUAGUAGUUGAGAAGGCCUGGGCAGGGGAAGGGUGCUACAGUGCUCCCAGAAGACUCUCCAGCACUUUGAGCCAUUAAAGUAGUUCUUUGGGCCAAUAAAGUAGUUCUAGAUCCCACCAGCUUUGCCAGUAGGGCUCCUACUCUUUCUUCAGAUAUGGGAUUGCCUUAGGGACCACAGCUGGGUACAGCAGAGCAGGACACCUCAGUGCAGGCCAUGUUCUGCAAUGAUUUAAAGGAAAAGUAUGAGAAGAGGAUCAUUAUCAAAGGGGUCGAUGCUGAGACCAUGCACACUCUUCUGGACUAUACAUACACCAGCAAGGCGCUGAUCACCAAGCAGAAUGUGCAACGGGUCCUGGAAGCUGCUAACCUUUUCCAGUUCCUGCGGAUGGUGGAUGCCUGUGCUAGCUUCCUAACAGAAGCCUUGAAUCCAGAAAACUGUGUUGGAAUACUGAGGCUGGCAGAUACACACUCCUUGGACAGCCUGAAAAAGCAGGUGCAAAAUUACAUCAUCCAAAACUUUGUGCAGAUUCUGAACUCUGAGGAGUUCCUAGAACUUCCCGUGGACACUCUGUACCACAUCUUGAAGAGUGAUGAGCUGUAUGUAACAGAGGAGGCUCAGGUGUUUGAGACUGUGAUGAGUUGGGUCCGGCACAAACAGUCAGAACGACUCUGCUUGCUCCCCUACCUCCUUGAGAAUGUGCGCUUGCCACUGCUGGACCCGUGGUACUUUGUGGAGACGGUGGAGGCAGAUCCUCUCAUCAGACAGUGCCCGGAGGUCUUCCCGCUGCUUCAGGAAGCCAGGAUGUACCACCUUUCAGGCAAUGAGAUCAUUUCCGAGCGCACCAAGCCCAGGAUGCAUGAGUUUCAGUCUGAGGUAUUCAUGAUCAUUGGUGGCUGCACAAAGGAUGAACGGUUUGUGGCAGAGGUAACCUGCCUGGACCCCCUGAGGCGCAGCCGCCUGGAGGUGGCCAAGCUCCCCAUGACGGAGCAUGAGCUGGAGAGUGAGAACAAGAAGUGGGUGGAGUUUGCAUGCGUGACAUUGAAAAAUGAGGUCUACAUCUCAGGUGGCAAAGAGACACAGCAUGAUGUUUGGAAAUAUAAUUCUUCAAUCAACAAAUGGAUUCAAAUUGAGUAUUUGAACAUAGGCCGCUGGAGGCAUAAAAUGGUGGUAUUAGGUGGCAAGGUCUAUGUGAUUGGAGGUUUUGAUGGCUUACAGAGGAUCAACAAUGUGGAGACCUAUGAUCCCUUCCAUAACUGCUGGUCAGAGGCAGCACCCCUUCUUGUCCACGUCAGUUCCUUCGCAGCUACCAGCCAUAAGAAGAAACUCUAUGUGAUUGGGGGCGGGCCCAAUGGGAAACUGGCCACAGACAAGACUCAGUGUUAUGACCCUUCAACCAAUAAAUGGAAUUUAAAAUCGUCCAUGCCGGUGGAGUCUAAAUGCAUCAAUGCUGUCAGUUUCCGGGACCGCAUCUAUGUUGUUGGAGGGGCUAUGAGAGCGCUGUACGCCUACAGCCCUCUGGAAGACAGCUGGUGCCUGGUGACCCAGCUCAGCCACGAGAGGGCCAGCUGCGGCAUCGCGCCCUGCAACAACCGGCUCUACAUCACGGGAGGGCGGGACGAGAAGAACGAGGUCAUCGCCACGGUGCUGUGCUGGGACCCCGAGGCCCAGAAACUGACGGAGGAGUGUGUCUUGCCCCGCGGGGUGUCGCACCACGGCAGUGUCACCAUCAGGAAAUCUUACACCCACAUCCGGAGGAUCGUGCCCGGAGCCGUGUCGGUGUGACUGCGGGAGGGCGGAGCCACGGGGGCGCGGGGCGAGGUGCCAGGAGACCUCCCUCCUCACCUGUUGCCCGGGUUCGUCCCACUUCAGACAGCAGGCUGGGCUGGAGCUACAGGCCACACACCUGGGUUCCCCGCGGCUCCACAUGGGAGCUCCUUUUGGAAGUCACAGCUUUGGGACACCAGCCAGGAAUGUUUGUGCGACCUACCUCAGGAGGGAAGAAGAGUAAUAUGUAACAUUCAGGACAGACCUGUCCCCUGCCAGGUUCUGUGCCAAGCACUUUUGUGUAUCAAUUUGUUUAACCACCAUAAUGACCUGGUCACCGGACAUUAUCACUUCUGUUUUACAGGUGAGGAAACUUGAGUUUCAGAGAGGGGAAGUACUUUGUCCCUGGUCACCCAGAUUAUAAGUAGCUAAGCCAAGAGGCUAACUCCAGGUCUUUUCAAUUUCAAGGUCAGUGACGGUUCUGUCAUGCUGCCUAUUUCUGCAUAGGAAAACAACAAACUAAACUGGCUCAUUUUUUGUUUCUGACAAGUUUGCUGAAGGAUUCACUCAGCAAGGUGGGGAAAUAAAGUUUUUUCUUUCUUUCUUUUUUUUCUUAUAUUUAAACCACAUGGAAUCCUUGGUGUUAGAGCCUUGGGCUCCUUGUCAAGAGGGUUUCAAGUGUUGUUCCAUCUGACAGGACCGGAAGAUGGGUCUGGGAAGACCUAUAUGCUUUGAAAGAGAUAAAAAAUAACUUCUCACCCAUCAAAACCUCUUUUUUCUUUCUUUCUUUCUUUCUUUCUUUCUUUCUUUCUUUCUUUCUUUCUUUUUUUUUUUAUGAUCACACAGGUGCAUUUUGGACUAGAACUCUUGUUGCCAGACACAAUUGUACCUUCAGCAGAGUCCAGUGCCCUGGCCUCUCAACGUCCAACACUUGUAUUGCAGUGUUAAAAGCGGUUUUCCAGAGAUUCAGAAUCCUGUUUUUGUUGUUGUUUUUAAUGUAAACAUCCCUACACUGCUGGCCACUGCAAGAAUGACUGACUCUUCUUGACAGUAUACUUUCUGCUUUUUAGACUGUGACUCGAGUCCGUGUCCCUGAGACCCCACCCUCCUGGAACCUUAGUUUUCGGGAUCCUUUCAAGCCCUUCUGUUUGGUUUUUGGUUCAGUUUGGGACAAUUUUGACUCAAGGAAUGGAGUCUGUCCUUCACUCUGAUAGAGCUUUCAAAUGAGCUCACUGGAAAUUCAUUCUAAUCCCCAAGUUGGGGAAACAGAUUAAGAGAUCCUGUUUCAUAUGCUGUACUUAAAGAGCAAUAACAAUGAUAGCAACAUAGUAACUGCAUUACCCAAUGCGUUUUAUUUUCAUCAUAUGAUUUCAAAUCUCUUUAAUAGAGUUUUAUUUCAUGUCAGAUGCAGCACAUUGUGCCUGUACUUCUGGAACAGUUUGGGAAGUAGCGGUUUUAGAGUUUAUAGUGAGUUGAAUUUUCAUAGAAAAGUUAUGGUUAGAAGAAGCUUAAAGUUCCAAGCUGAUAAAAAAGGACUUGGAACAUUACAAAUGAGUUUUCUGUGUAUGCUUAGAUCAUUGAGGAUAAAUAUAAACACAUGUUGGUGUGUGAAAAGCUCUGUGCCUUAGAAUCAGGUGUGACAGUUCAGCUCCCUGCUACAAAAAGUAGGAAGGGAAAAUACAAACAUAUCUGGGGACAUUUAGAACACAUUACAGUAAGUGAUGUACUUACUCAUGAGCACUAAUAACCUUAACAAAGCUUUCAACUGAAACAAGUUAAUCUAGUUCCAUUUAGCAGACAUUCAAGGAGUUCUUUCUGUUUGUCAAGACUUUGGGACACAAACAGGUAAGAUAACCACCCCUGAAACAUUCAAUAAACAGGUAAACAGGCCACUAGUCAACAUUAUAUAAUGUUUUUCUUUUCAUCAAGUUAGAGAAAAAUGAUACAUCUGCAAAGUUAUGAGGUUACACCCACUUCUUUAUUGCCCUUCCAGUGCUCUUCAUGGGAAGCUGUGCUCUUAGGUCAAUGAUGCGGCCAUUGCUUGCAUAUUUGACUUCCUUUGAGAUAGUCUUCAGAAACCAUUUAUGAGUUAUAGGAGCAAUCAUUUUCUGAAGAUGAUUUCAGGAAGAACUUCCAAAAAGUCUAUCCAAUGACAACAUCAGUGGCAUUUGCAGAGAGCUCCCCUCAGAAAGAGAGUGCUCCUUGUCAUCGAGAACUUUUGAUAAGAGCAGUUGACAAAUUUUGUGCCCAUCAGUGGAUCAGCCUUACUCUGGGAAAGUGAGGAUUCAAGACCUCUGUGUUAUAAAUCUGCUUCUAACUGCAGGACCCAAGUUUCAGGACUAGUUCAGAAAAUGUAAAUGAAGUCAAGGAAAGGAUUCUAUGUCGUUUUUCAUUAAAUAUUUAUUUUUGAGGCAGAAAGAGACAGAGCGUGAGUGGGGGAGAGGCAGGUAGAGAGGGAGACACAGACUCCAAAGGAGGCUCCAAGCUCUGAGCUGUCAGCACAGAGCCAGAGGCAGGGCUCAAACCCACAAACCGGGACAUCGUGACCUGAGCCGAAGUCAGAUGCUUAACAGACUGAGCCACCCAGGUGCUCCAGCUUCUAUGUCAUUUUAAUGUCACUAGAUAUGCAGGUCAAUUGUAAAAUCUCAGAUGCCUGGCCCUCAAGAGAGAUUCUCAAUAAUGGCAUAGGUUGGCAGACAGAUACACCUGUUAAGACGACACAGAGUCCUGCACUUAACGCUGCCAGUCAGUAGCUUUUAGGGAAAUAAGAGUUCAAGUAAUUCAGGGAAACUUUAUAAGCGUAUCAGGAUUUAAGCUUCUUGGCACUAGCCAAGGAUGGAAGCUCUUAAAAUCGAAUUUCCAUUUACAGAUAAACAAUCAAUCAAAAAAUGUAGUUUGUGUGAUUGUCGUACCCAUACCACCAUCGGGUGAUGAGGCAAAUUGGCACCAGAUGAGUAAGAGGCAAAGGGCCCUAGGACUGAGGAAGGGUAUGUGGAACAUCCUGGCAUAGCACACUGGAUCUUGAAGCAGGUCAUGUGAAUGGACAGAGCAUCCCUGUCUGGGAGGAAAAGGAUGAAGUAGGAGGAGGAAGAAAAGGUCAGGUUUAAGGAUACAGGUCUAGAAAAUGAUAUCAUGGUCCCUAGAGUUUGUGAGCAUGACUGCAUUCUAGAGAAGGGUAAGGGAAGAAUAAGGAACAGAGGUUUCAGGGAGUGGCUUCCAGGAGAAGAAAGGCACAAAUGAGAGCAGGACUGGCAGCCAGACCCACUUGUUGGGGGUGGGGGUGCCUCUGAGCUUCUUGGCAGGGUCUUCUAUUUUACUGCACUUAAAGAGAAUGAGGCCCAGAGGCUCUGAUGGGAUGGAAACUGUAGGAGAGGUUAAGGGACUCUAGUUCCCACAGCUGAUCUGAAAUGGGCAGGGAGCUGAUCUCACCUGAACAUCAACAGAUACAUGUUCUCUUCUUAGCCUUCCCCACAUCUUGCAAUCAAUGACUUCAGGAAACACACACACACUCACACACUCACAUUUUGCCCUUGAACUCAUACCAUUUCUCAGGGAAAUACAAAUAUCAUUUGCUUAUAGCUGUGAAAGUAUAGCUUUGCUAUUUAUAAAAGCACUUGAGGUACUGUUGUUAUUUAUAUAUCCUACUUGAUUUUGAAAAAGAAAAGUACUCAUUAGAAUUUUCAGAGUGGGCAAAUACCACUGGAAUUUCCUAUAUAAGGUCCUAACUUGGGGUUGAAAGAUCAUUUUUUCCUUUAAUAUUUGAUUUGAGUGUUGUAUUGGAUCUCAUAAUCUGAAGAGUCAAUCUUCAUGGAAAUCCACAAAUAUCUCAAGUAUGGCUAUUGCAAAACCAGUUUUGGCAGGCUGAAUAUUCAUAUUUAUAGGUAAAAAUAGUCAACACUUAGUUGGCUAAGUCCUUCAAGCAUUUUGGUUAUAUGAAUCUGUAUUUUUUUAAAUGAUCAAACUAAGGAUAUUGUUUAUACGUAAGUAUACAAAUAAAGUUUGUAUUUAUUCAAUAA